AUGUGCUUCAAUUGCUUAGAAUUUAUGUACCUUUUUUUCACUCAGGUUGCAUUCAUGAGCGAACAUUUACUGAUCAAUGGCAGGAUAUCUCUUCCGGGUAAAAGUCAGUAAUUUGAUACGCGUUUUGUUCAAAAUAGAGUGACGCCUAGGGCCUUUCAGCAGACACAAGUAAGGGUAAAAGAACAUAGCAUAGUUUUGCCUGAAGAGGAAAAAGAGAAAUAAGCAGGGUACCGUGAAACAGCGUUUCAAAACUGUUCCAAAAGUGUGUUUCAAAAUACUGAUACAGGCUUCACAGUUAAGCUAUAAAUGCACCCUAACUUGUCUUAAUGAUUAUGUUUACGUAAGAUCCUUCACACUAAAUCAGAAGUCCGAUGACUACAGAAUGAUCCUUGAUUCUACCGUGGUUCUCUUACUUUAAUCGUGACCUAAACAUGCCUACAAUACAAGCAUCCUACAUCAUUGGUAAAUUGAUCAUUUGUUUUUGUUUCAGUGACAUCUUUGAUGACGCUGUGAUGAGAUCAUGGCCCCAGUAAGUCGCCAUCACAACUUGAUCACCAUUCUAGCUGUUAUCACAUGCAGCGCCACCAUCUCUCUUCUGCUCUCCAUUGAACUCUCAAACAGAAAUGUAUCUGUUACGUCGAUGACAAAGUGUGUAUGCCACGAGUCAAACUGGAGAACGGAAUUUCUUGAAGAGGCUCGUCUACGGAGAGAAGAUGAAGGCGGUCUCGUGACCGUUAAACAGGAGGAGACACCACCAUGGAUGCAUAUCAAACGAGGGGAUUUGGAAUACCCAAAGUACACUGAAAGUCUUGCCGCAAUCCAACCUCGUCGUAAGCAACACCUGAGCAACAUGUGCCACAAAGCCUUGCCAAUGAACCAUCCCCACCACAUCCACAACGAAACCCUCAAACACUUGUACGUUAACGAUAAAUACAAGUUUGUCUACUGUUCAGUUCCUAAAGCUGGUUGUACGAACUGGAAGCGAAUCUUGAUGGCCAUCGAAAACUCCUCGCUUGAUGUCACCCGUAUUUCUCGUGAUGAAGCCCACCAUAGCAACCUUAAAACCUUGAUAGAGUACCCUGAGUCUGAACGCAAGCAUAUUCUCUCGCACUACACCAAGUUUCUCUUUACCCGAGACCCCUUUGUUCGGCUCCUGUCAGCCUAUAAGGAUAAGUUCAUGGGGAUCAGGAACCUUGACUGUGAGCGUCAUAGCUACUACUUCAAGAACAUUGCUGCGGACAUCAUGUCGCGGUACCGGAAGAGUGUGUCACGCGAGACUAUCCAGGCUGGGGAAGGUGUCCGAUGGACAGAAUUCAUACGAUUUAUUAUCAAUACAGAAGAUCCCAUGCAACUGAAUGAGCACUGGCAGUCAACGAACUCACUCUGUGCGCCGUGUUCCAUCAGCUAUGACUACAUAGGAAAGCUGGAGACGGUUCAUGAGGACAGUACGCGACUAUUACGCCGAUUUCAAAUUAGGGACGAGCGUAUUUACUAUCCGAAAUCGACGGUUCCAACUCGUCGAGAUUCCGCCGAGUUCUAUGAUGCCUUUGGAACGAUCACCAUCAACGAACUCAGAGAGCUUUGGAGAAUAUAUGAAGUAGACUUUCAUCUGUUUAACUAUACGCAACCACAGUUUUUAUCGAGCAGUAUCGAACGAAAAUGAAGUAAUCUAUCGUUUCUUUAAAUUUCGUGGAUGAUUUGAGAUCAAUCUGACAGCUGACAGCAUAGUCAGGUUUUAUAUCACGCUUUCUAUAUUGGCUGAGGUGAAGGUCGAUUGGAAGGACAAUCUACGUGGACUAAAAGCAGUGACACAUUCAUCAAGAAUAAAGCAAAUCAAAACUACAUUGUUUCAGAUGUCUAUCACAUGGGGAAUGAUUAUGAAGAUACCUGUGGUAUUAUUUGGUGUGAGGUAGAAAAUUGACAAUCAGGAUUUCAUUUUCUAUCAUUAACGUUGUGUAUUUAUUGUCAAACAUUUCAACUUGCUGUUACCCAGUAUAUCAUGAUUUGUUUGAAAUAACUUUUGCAGUUUCGGAGAGUUUUUUAAAAUAAUUUCUUUAUUGAAAUUACUUACAUAGUGCAAUACGAAGGCUUAUUAUUACGCCUUAAAGAAGUAACAAUAUGCCUACUUAUUAUAAGUAUCUUUACGUCGAGUUUUUGUAUUACAGACCAGAAGGGGAACGGUAAACAUAGAGAGUAGGAGAGCGAGUAAAUGAAUAUAAUAUGAGGGCUAGAUUAUGAGUAGAGAGAGAGAGAGAGAAC
This is a messenger RNA of Strongylocentrotus purpuratus (purple sea urchin), 2259 nucleotides long. Its product is annotated as carbohydrate sulfotransferase 11-like. Gene Ontology annotation, cellular component: membrane. Gene Ontology annotation, biological process: carbohydrate biosynthetic process. NCBI's taxonomy places the organism in Eukaryota, Metazoa, Echinodermata, Echinoidea, Camarodonta, Strongylocentrotidae. Gene Ontology annotation, molecular function: sulfotransferase activity. Bases 521 to 1663 code for a protein of 380 amino acids. The record is from RefSeq and is a predicted model, not a curated record. The transcript has 3 exons.